Molecule: messenger RNA, 2247 nt
Organism: Galeopterus variegatus (Sunda flying lemur)
Lineage: Eukaryota; Metazoa; Chordata; Mammalia; Dermoptera; Cynocephalidae
Product: sialic acid-binding Ig-like lectin 8
Exons: 7
Coding region: 1-1416 (471 amino acids)
Biological process (GO): cell adhesion
Cellular component (GO): plasma membrane
Molecular function (GO): sialic acid binding
Source: RefSeq, a predicted model, not a curated record
AUGCUGCGGCUGCUGCUGCUGCCCCUGCUCUGGGGGACAGAGGGUGUGGAGGGAGAGGACUGGAAUUAUUACUGGAAAGAUUACAGGCUGCAAGUACAGAGUUUGGUGACGGUGCAGGAGGGCCUGUGUGUCUUUGUGCCCUGCAGUGUCUUCUACCCCCAGGGCAGCGGGACUGACUCGGAGCCAGCUCGCGGCUACUGGUUCAGGGAUGGAGCAAAGCGGUAUCUUCCAGUAGCCACAAACGACCCAAAGCAGAAAGAGCAAAGGGAAACCCAGGGCCGAUUCCAGCUCCUCGGGGACCCGCAGACCCAAAACUGCUCCUUGAGCAUCAGAGAUGCCAGGAGGAGGGACACAGGGACAUACUUCUUUAGGGUGGAGAAAGGAAGAGUGAAAUGGAGCUACAUGUUCAACAAGCUCUCUGUGAAUGUGACAGCCCUGACCCAUGUGCCCAACAUUGUCAUACCGGUGACCUUGGAGUCCGGCCACCCCACGAACCUGAUCUGCUCUGCACCCUGGGCCUGUGAGCAGGGGACACCUCCUACAUUCUCCUGGAUGGGGGACUCUGUGUCCCCUUCAGGCCUCACCAUCACCGGCUCCUCGAUGCUCACCUUCAUCCCGAAGCCCCAGGACCACGGCACCAACCUCACCUGUCAGGUGACCUUGCCUGGGGCCGGUGUGACCACAACAAGAACCAUCAGUCUCAACGUGUCCUACUCUCCCCAGAACUUGACUGUAACUGCCUCCCGAGGAGAUGGCACAGCAUCCACAGCCCUGGAGAAUGGCUCAUCUCUUUCCCUCCAGGAGGGUGAAUCUCUGCAGCUGGUCUGUGCUGUUGACAGCAACCCCCCUGCCAGGCUGAGCUGGACCAGGGGGAGCCUGACUAUGUGCCCCUUGCAGCCCUUGAGCCCUGCGGUGCUAGAGAUUCCUGGAGUGCACCUGAGGGAUGAAGGAGAAUUCACCUGCCAUGCUCAGAACCCUCUGGGCUCCCAGCAUGUCUCCCUGAGCCUUUCCCUGCAGAGUGAGUGCUGGAGCCAAGCUCGGCUCGCAUCAGGAGUGACGCUGGGGGCAGUUGGGGCAGCUGGUGCUAUGGCCCUGCUCUUCCUGUCCUUCGGCAUCAUCUUCAUCACGGUGCGGUCCUGCAGGAAGAAAUUGGCAAGGCCAGCAGCUGGCAUGGGGGAUACAGACAAGGAGGAUGUAAAUGCUGUCAGGGGCGCAGCCUCUCUGGGUUUCCUGACUGAAUCCCAGGAAUAUGACAGCCCCCGGUUCCAGCUGUCCCCAGCUGUGGCCGCCCCCUCCUCAGAAGGGGAUAACGAGACCCAUUAUGCAUCCCUCAGCUUUCAUGGGAUGAAGCCGAGAGACCCAGAGGGACAGGAGGCCACCAGCAGUGAGUACUCAGAGAUCAAGGUCCACAAGUGAGAAACUGCAGAGACGUGGCCCUGGCUUCAGGGAUCGCGGCCUUCUGAGGCAAAGGAAAAGUCAGAGGCCGGUUCCUGGAGAGUUAGAAGCUGCCUAGGCCACUGUGCUGUGCGACAGGACAAAGAAUUUAUUCCUCCUGUCUAAAUGAAACUUGGUACCCGUUGACAAACAUCUCCCCUUCUGUGUCCACCCUCCCGCUAAGCCUCUGUAACCCCCAUUCUACCGUCUACUUCUAUGAGUUUGGCGUUUUUAGAUCCCACACAGAAGUGAGGUCCUGUGGUAUAUGCCUCUCUGUGCCUGGAUCACGUUUCUUAACACACUGCCCUCUAGGUUCAUCUAUGCUGCUGCAAGCGACACAAAAAUGUAUUUUGUAGUUCAAAACAGGUAAAGGGAAUUUUAAAUGUUCUCACCACAAAGACAUGAUAAAUAUUUGAGGUGAUACACAUGGUAAAUGGCCUGACGUGAUCCUCCCAGAACGGAUCCAUGUAUUGAAACGUCACUAUGUCUGUCUCAAGGUCACUCAGUUACUCAGGACAGGGCUGGAGUUGAAACCCCUCCUGUUUCUGGGUGUCUUUUCUCAUCCAGCAAUGAGUCAAGCGAACAGCAGACUGGGCAGCCCUUGGUCGUAUGUUCGCAGGACAUGUUAUUCCUGGAGGGACUUUGAUUUUUACUGAAGAGGGGUCAUUAAAUGGCUCAGAGCCUCAGGGACAAGACAGGUGCAGUUGAGGUGAUGAAGGCUGGGGACUCCUGACCCUCCUUUAGGACAGAUUUCUAUUUAUUUGUAUGUUUUCCCCCACAUUUUAAAAAUACAGUAGUUUUUUAAAAUUCCAA